GAGCGAACCAACACCAAAAGCGCUUAGUCCCGAUCAUAAACUCGGUACAGUCGGUUAUUUAGAUCGAACAUUUAAUGCCGAAGUACAACCCAGAAUGGUUUCAUUCGGUCACAGCCAAGUUUGGUAUCAUUCGGCUCGCAAAGAAUCGAAAAGCUAACAGCAUUAUUUAAAAGAGGUCAAUUAAAAGAUCAAGAUUUUGAUUAUUUGCUAACAAAGUUCAGAGAGACGUCUUUUCUCGGCUGGACGAAAUGGAAGAUCGAAUCAACCAUACAUCCAAUUAUUGUUACUGCUUUUCGAGAUGCAGCGAUGGCUGAGCAAGUUAUUUCAUCAAACAUUAUCAAUGAAAUGCUCUCACGAUUGAUAGAUGGUCCACGAAAUGUCUCUAGGCUAUGUGCUGAAACUCUUUUAAUUCUUGUUAAAAUCANACACUUUUACAACAAAUGAGAGGAGUUGAAAAAGCAUUAACCAAACCAAACGAUUCUGCAGUAAAACAGAACUUAGUCGAAAUUUACACUCUCUAUGGUUCCAGUGGUUAUCAUGUAAAAUUAGAUUUAAUUUCGCUUGAAAAAAAUUUACAAGACGUUAAGACAUGUUUAACAGCUAGUUAUCUUUUCUUCAAAGCAGCUGUUACUGAGAAACGUACUUUUUCUGAUCGAACGGUGCGAAUUCUUUGUCAAGUCGGCAUGCGUGGUGAAUACGACAUCAAAGCACGAAAUUACUGUUUAUGGGCUCGGGCUUACAGUAUUCGUGAAACGAAAGAUAAACAAUCGAUCUCUUCAGAAUUGAUCAACAAUCUUAUUGAAAUACUUCUCAGUCCAGAGAUGAGUAUCAAACAAACAGCAGCAGUGGCACUUUGUUAUUAUGGCAUGGACGAAAAUAUUGUUUUAUCUGCGAAAGUUCUUGAACAAUUAGCAGUUCUACUAUCAGAAAAAGAUCAAAAUCCGUUAGAUAAUAUCGUGCCUCUCUAUCAGAAAAUGUCGAAACAACAUGAAAAAAUUCCAGUUGUAGCUUUGGAAAAUCUUGCUCGACUUCUUCAACAUCCAGAAUUUUCCUUACGUCAAAAAGUUAUUUGGACAUUCAAACAUGUAGUGGAUAACGGACAAGAAUUAUCAAUGCCCAUUCUUGAUCUGAUCGAUCUUUGUUUAGAUGAUCAAGAACCACAUAUUCGAAAUCCAGUAGGUCGAAUAUUUAUCACCACCUAUUGGCAAGAUCAACUUGUGCGAAAUGGCAGUGAAACAAUUCGUCGUGUAUCAGCUCGAUUAGAAACAUUAUUGCUUUAUUUCAACGACCAUAUGAAUUACAAGUACAAAUCUCGGCUUUGGAAUUUCUUCGGCAAUUGGUAG
Didymodactylos carnosus is the source of this 1343-nucleotide messenger RNA. Lineage: Eukaryota; Metazoa; Rotifera; Eurotatoria; Philodinida; Philodinidae. The record is from the annotation of a GenBank genome assembly.